AUGCGUUUCAUGCAUAUUUUGGCGUCCACCGCGGCGCUUGCGUCUGCGGUUUCUAUCGCCGAUGUGAACAAGCGGGAUGAGAAAGCCGUCGAACCAGCGGCCGAUGACAAACUUGCUCCCCAGGUCAAUGAACCCAAGAUUGCCCCAGUCGCCCUCGAUAAGGCCAAGGUAGAGGAGAGCAAGGCGGACGGCAAGAAGGAGGAGGAAAAGGGAGACAUCAAGCAGGCGGAUGCCAAUACUGACGCCACCAAGGCGGAUGCUAUCAAGGCGGAUGCCAAUACUGAUGCCACCAAGGGUGAUGCCACCAAAUUUGAUGCCACCAAGGCGGAUGCCGCCAAGGAUGACGCCGUCAAGGGCGAUGCCGUCAAGGGUGAUGCCACCAAGUUUGAUGCCACCAAGGCGGAUGCUGCCAAUAGUGAUGCUGUCAAUGGUGAUGCUGCCAAGGCGGAUGCAGCCAAGGCGGAUGCUGCUAAGGUGGAUGCCAAUACUGAUGCCAUCAAGAAAGAAGACUUCAAGAAGGAGGAUGGAAAGAAGGAUGACAAAUGGGACGGUCACAAGGAUGACCACAAGGAUGACCACAAGGACGACCACAAGGACGACCACAAGUGGGAUGACCACAAGGAUGAUCACAAGGAUGAUCACAAGUAUGAAGACCACAAGGAUGAUCACAAGUACGAAGACCACAAGGAUGAUCACAAGUACGAAGACCACAAGUACGAAGAGCACAAGGAGCACGAGUACGAGCCCCCGAAGACCUUCACCUACACCAAGGAGCAUGAGAAGACCUACACCAAGGAACAGCCCUAUACCUUCACAUACACCAAGGAGCAUGAGAAGACUUACACCAAGGAGCCCUACACCUACACCAAGGAGCAUGAGAAGACAUUCACUUACACCAAGGAACACGAGAAGACCUACACCAAGGAACAGCCCUAUACCUUCACCUACACCAAGGAGCACGAAAAGACUUACACUAAGGAGGAGCCUCAUACCUUCACCUACACUAAGGAGGAGCCCCAUACCUUCACCUACACCAAGGAGAAGACCUUCACUAGGGAGCCCCAUACCUACACCAAGGAGCAAGAGACAACCUACACCACCACGGUCAUCACCACUGACUUUACAACCUUCUGUCCGGAGCCAACUACCAUCCCUAUUGGAAGCACGACUAUUACUGUCACCGAGCCAACUACUUUGACCAUUACCAACUGUCCUUGCACCAUCACCAAGCCUCACCCUCCUCCUCCUCCUCCGGUUACUACUGUGGUUCCUCCUCCCGAAACUUCAGUGCCGCCGCCUCCUCCGGUUACCACUGUUGUUCCUCCUCCCAACACUUCGGUGGUGCCGCCUCCUCCUCCUCCUCCUCCGGUUACCACUGUUGUUCCUCCCCCGAACACUUCGGUGCCACCUCCUCCUCCCCCUCCUCCUCACACCAAGCCUCCUCCUCCUCUGGUCACCUCCGUGCCACCUCCUCCUCCUCCCCACACCGUCGUUCCUCCUCCUCACACCAUUGUUCCUCCUCCUCCCCACUCCGUUGUUCCUCCUCCUCCUCCUCCGCCACCACCUGCCACUGGCACCGCUCCCCCGGUCAUCCCCACCGGUGCUGCCGACAAGAACAAGGCUGGUCUCGGAGCUCUCGUCAUCGCUGGUAUUGCCGCUUUGGCUCUCUAAGUGACGACGUCGCUACCACAUGGGCCCCUGAAGGCCCAUCAACAACAACAAAAGUGCCAUUAUCCCACUACACGGGACAGUUCUCAGCUUUUAAUUCUUGCUUUGAGUUAAUCUUCUUCACACUCCUUGCUAUUUUAGGGAAACGAUUAAUGUAUACGUGAGAACUGAAGGCGGACGAAAAAGGAUUUGCUGGAUUGGGUUGUUUACACCUAGACAAGUAUUGAUUUAAUAAAAAAAAGUACGCUCCUU
Messenger RNA from Trichoderma virens Gv29-8, 1920 nucleotides. RefSeq lists its product as uncharacterized. The record is from RefSeq and is a predicted model, not a curated record. Lineage: Eukaryota; Fungi; Ascomycota; Sordariomycetes; Hypocreales; Hypocreaceae. Bases 1 to 1671 code for a protein of 556 amino acids. The transcript is spliced from 3 exons.